AAACGCGCUUCGAGUGAGUGAAAUGUGAAAUCGGCGCCGGUGCGAGGAGGAAACGUCUCAUUCCCUCGACCCUUCGACCACGUCGGGACCUCGUUUUGACCCGGAGGCGGCGCGGACCGUGAUGCGCGGACUAUUCAGGUGCCGCUAGAGGAGGCGGAGUGAUUCCUCGCGCUCCAGACGCGCGUAAACACAGUGCGCUCUCGGACCCACAGCCACAGUCAGAGCGACGCCGGGGAAGAAGCGACGCGGCCGCGAAGCGCACGGACUCCGCCUGCACCCUGCGCGUGCCUCCCAAGGAUUUCUCAGCGUUUCUUUGCUUUCUGGCUGCGGCUUUAACCGCCCGAUGGUCCAGCGCUGGCUCCCUAUGCGCCACACAUGCAUUUCGCCGCGUUUUCUGCGAGAAUUGGGUCAUGAUCACAUCGCCCACAGUCUCUGUCCUGAGAAAUAGCACGAAUCCAGCGUGGGAGAGCGGCUCCUCGGGGGAGAAGGGCGCAGUGAACGUCAGCCGGCGAUCCGUCCACAGCUCCGUGUCUCCAGCAGACCCUUCUCGCCAAGCCAGUCGUCUUCCCAUAAAGGUUUUGAAAAUGCUCACGGCUCGGGCAGGACACAUUUUACACCCGGAGUACCUUCAACCUUUACCGUCCACCCCGAUCAGCCCCAUCGAGUUAGAUGCCAAGAAAAGUCCCCUGGCUCUUCUGGCUCAGACGUGCUCUCAGAUCGGCAAACCGGACCCGCCGUCCUCCUCCAAACUGUCCUCGGUGACCUCCAAUGGAUCUAACGACAAGGAGACCAAGUCCGGUCCUCUGAAAAUGAGCGACAUCGGAGCCGACGACAAGUCCAGCUUCAAGCCCUACUCCAAGUCGUCGGAGAAGAAGGAGUCGAGCAGCAGCCUCAGUGGAGAUAAAACGGGUUUCCGCGUGCCUAGCGCCACCUGCCAGCCGUUCACGCCCAGGACAGGCAGCCCCAGCUCCUGCACGUCCGUGUCCCCGCUGCCGUCCGACGGCAGAGCGGGGGACAAGGAGGAGAAGAAGGACUCCGACAGCGGCAAAAGCAAUACGACGGACAACAACGGCAGCCAUAGAAUAAGUGGAAUUACCUCUGACGCGCAAAACCAAGAGAGCACAUCUGGAUCAAAGACCGUUACGUCGGACUCAGCAUCUGUGACCUCAUCGUCAGCCUCCGUCCUCGGCUCAGGACUGGUGGCCCCCGUUUCUCCCUACAAGCCCGGUCAUACAGUUUUCCCCCUGCCCCCCGCCGGCAUCUCCUACCCUGGAAGUUUAGCGGGAGCCUACGCGGGGUACCCGCAGCCGUUCCUCCCCCCCGGAAUGAGCCUCGACCCCACCAAACCCGGCAGCCAGCUGUUGAGCGCGCAGUUCGCGGCCGCCAACUCGCUGGGCUGCAGUAAAGCGGGGACGAGUCCGCUCGCCGGAGCCUCCCCGCCGUCUCUAAUGUCCGCCGGCCUCUGUCGGGACCCCUACUGUCUGAGCUACCACUGCACGAGCCAUUUGUCCGGCGCGUCCGGCGCAAACUGCGCGCAUGACUCUGCGGCGGCCGCCGCCACCGCGCUCAAGUCUGGAUACCCGCUGAUGUACCCGACGCACGCGCUGCACGGCAUGCACUCCACGGCCCCGUCCUUCAGCGGGCAUCCGUUAUACCCCUACGGGUUUAUGCUGCCCAAUGACCCUCUGCCGCACGUGUGCAACUGGGUCUCCGCCAACGGGCCGUGCGACAAGCGCUUCUCCUCCUCCGAGGAGCUGCUCGGCCACUUGCGGACUCACACGGCCUUCGCCGGCACGGAGAAACUGAUCUCCGGGUACCCGGGCUCGUCCCUCGCCAACGCCGCCGCCGCCGCCGCCAUGGCGUGUCACAUGCACAUGCCCCCCAGCGGCGGCCCCGGCAGCCCCGGCGCCCUGGCCCUCAGGGCGCCGCACCACCCCCUCGGACUCAGCGGCCGCUACCACCCCUACUCAAAGAGCCCCCUGCCCGCUCCGGGGGCCCCGGUCCCGGUGCCCGCCGCCACCGGUCCAUAUUACUCCCCGUACGCCUUGUACGGACAGAGACUGACGACAGCCUCAGCCUUAGGAUACCAGUAGAGUCACAGAGUAUACAUUUAUAAAGAUUUAGGCCCAGUGAGUUUUAUAUUGUACUUCAUGCAGGGACUGGAUCCAUGUGGGGAUCAGUGUAUUUAUUUGCGGUAGCUUCAAGCGUGACUAAAAUAAAAAAAUGAAUUAUAAUAUAACUUUGAAAAGCCUCGAUGUGCAUUAUUUUAUACAGGGAACGACAUUAAGCGACACAGUUGAGCAACGAUACUGUUUAAACGCUAAAAUAUUAUAUAUAUAUAUUAUAUUGCAAAAUCUGGCCGAGGUUUGUGUUCGUGUCAUUCCACGCACAGAGGCCGUCUGGGAUCUGACACUGAUGGAUGUGCAAAAUCAGUGGGAGCCGCAGAUUGUUCAGAACUGUGACACAUUUAUUUUGUGGGAAGUGAAAAGUGUCAUGAAGCCUGUUUUGACCUAAAUCUACUGCUUGUGUUUUUUUUCCUGUUUCUUCUUAGAGGCUAUAAGGAACUAUACUAAAAAAUACAGGAAUAAAUUAAGCCUCAAUGUAACAAAAUUAUUUUGGUUAAAACUUUAAUAAGACAAUUUUCUUAUUUUAAUGAUUUAUCACCCAAUUUAUCCUUUUCAUUUUUUUAUUUAAAAUUGUUUGAAUGUGCAUUGAUAUUGAAGGCUACUGUUAUUAUUAAUUAAAUAUUUAUUUAAUUGA
This is a messenger RNA of Betta splendens (Siamese fighting fish), 2760 nucleotides long. Its product is annotated as zinc finger protein 503-like. The transcript is spliced from 2 exons. The coding region runs from base 411 to 2093 and encodes 560 amino acids. The record is from RefSeq and is a predicted model, not a curated record. Gene Ontology annotation, biological process: negative regulation of DNA-templated transcription. Gene Ontology annotation, cellular component: nucleus. NCBI's taxonomy places the organism in Eukaryota, Metazoa, Chordata, Actinopteri, Anabantiformes, Osphronemidae.